UUUUUUGCAUUAACCAUAACCAUCCCCAGCCUCCUCAUCCACGAUGAUGCAAUGCCCUCGAAAGUGCAGAGACAUCAAGCGGUGUACGCCCCUGGGGCACCGAAUGGGCCAACACUGGGACCAAAAACCCCACAUCCAUGAAUUCUAUCGGCCAGUGCCUUGGUUCUUUGUCGCCCGCGGGAUCUCGCCCGACGCGUUGCUGUGCCAACCGGUCUCCAGAACUCCCACCGCAAUUCAAUAGUCUUUCCCCAGUAUCCAGCCUCGCGCAGAUAAAGCGUGCGAGGAGCUGCGCGUCUAUCGACAGUAGAUGACCACCGACUGCCACGCCAGCCGCAGGUACUGUAUGACACCUCAGAUCGCCACAGAGCAUCGUCACCGACAACGCGGAGGUGGGGUCGCUGCUGCACUGCAAAGCAACCAGCACCUGAGAUAUAUAUCCCGACACAAUGGCCCGACUCAACCCCAACAGCCCCAUCAAGCCCGCGGUGUUCCGGCCUCAAGCCAAGCCCAAAAUCACCCAGACGGUCGUUCGCGAGGUCUCCCAGUAUGCGACGUCGUCCGCGUCCGAGGCAGAGGAUGAACCCCAGCAACAAUGGACAGUCACCACACUGAAGGGACAAACAAAGAGCGACUCGGUAGUAACAACAACCACGACAAUAAUCGCGAAGUCUCCACAACAACAGCCCGAAAACAAACAACGAAGAGUCCGACACCAAAGAACCGGGACCGUCUCCAGUGGGAUUUUCGAUAUCUUCUCCGAUAGCGAUGGCGGGUUCAGCGAAACCGAGUACAGCAGCGCGCGGUCCUCAACCCGCUCUUUGUGCGAGACACGGACAACAGACCCUUUGAGACUGUCGCAGAUCAAUUCUUUGUCCGCAGCCCCUUUGUCCCAACCGCCGCCCUCCCCGCGGCGUAGCAGGUCAACAAGGAAGCCGGAGACCUACAAUUACGACAAGGAGAAUGACCCUAUCGAGCACGAGCACGGGCAGGAUCGUGACGUUCCCCCGCUGUCGAGGAACCCGUCGGAUGCGUCGUCGUCGUCGUCGUCGUCGAGUCGCUCGCCGAUGCGUCGACCAGCGGAUACUCGACCGACACCAGGAAGAGGCAUGUCGAAUACCCGUCGCCUGCUUACGGGCUACCGACGGCCAGAACCCGAGUCUGCCGACGAAAAAGAAGAAAGCGAAGAAGACAAUGAUGCCGACUCAAUGGCUGAUUUCAUUGUCAGCGACAAUGAAGACCCCAGUUACCACAAUACAUCCGAGGAUGAAACAGCGGAAGAAGAGUUCGAGAAGCCCGCGCAGCCCUCGCCCUCGCCGCCCCGAACAACCACAAGAAAGAGAUUGUUCAGGGGUCGACGACCGGGCUGCGAAGAAAGAGAGAUAAAAAAAGAUCUGCAAGAAGAUCCAGCUGCAGCUGCCUCGGACAAUGCGGUGGAUCUGAAACUGGCACCAUCCUUGCCCGCCAGAUUGACAAUGGCAGCCCCCAAGCUGGAGGCCACGCCCAGACGCCUCUUUCAGGAGGAGAUCAACCUCGCCGACAAGCUGAACAAUCUGCACCUGGAGAACAAUGAUCCGGCCUUCCAACUUCAGCAGAAUCCAUUCACGUCCGGUCAAUACGAUGACUCUCCAACCAAGAGAUCGCAGGCCAACAGAAGCAUUGAAUCGGCAACGGGGACGACGACAACGACGAAGACCUCGACCCCGCCAUCGAGUCCCUCGAAGGGACGCCUUCGAUCCCCCACGAAAGACAGACUUCGGGUGCACAUCCCGCCCACCCCCCACCGCGAGAGCGCAGACGCCUUCUGGAGCGAGGAAGUGACCAACGACUGGGUUACGCAACACUCCCCCUGCAAGGUCGACGACCUCCUCCGGGAGUUCGACGAGGAGUCUGACGUCGAAGUCAUCGACGUGGACAUCAUGCCCCGGGGAGCCAACCGCGGCAGCCAACCACCAGCCUCCCCCAACCGCAAGCCUCUCAGCAAGACGGCGCUCAAACGCGCCGAGACCGAGAAGAAGAAAGCCGAAAAGGCCCACAAGCAAGCUUUUGACGCCUCCAAAGCUGGCUUCGCGGAGAAUUUCUUCAAGACGCUCGACGAUGCCGUGAACGACGGCCAAGUCCAGAAACUCGCCGCCACGACCGGAGGCGUGGAGAUUGUGUGGAGCAAGACCCUUCAAACCACCGCCGGCCGCGCCACCUGGAAGCGAGUCACGCCAGGCAAGCAGCAGCAGCAGCAGCAGCAGCGCGAGUCCGACCUCAGCGGAUCCGACAAGGACACCCCCACCAAAGCUGCCAAACACUACGUCAAGAUCGAGCUCGCCGACCGGAUCAUCGACAGCGAGGAGCGCAUCAUUAAGACGGUGGCGCACGAAUACUGCCACCUGGCCAACUACAUGAUCUCGGACGUGCACGACAACCCGCACGGGGAGAGCUUCAAGGCGUGGGGCCGCAAGUGCAUCGAGGCGCUGCAGGACCACCCGGUCUACGGCGGCGGGCGGGUCGAGAUCUCCACCAAGCACAACUACAAGAUCGACUACAAGUACGUGUGGAGCUGCGUCGACUGCGGCCAGACCUACGGGCGGCACUCGAAGAGCAUCAACCCCGUGCGGUCGCGGUGUGGCCGGUGCCACGGGCUGUUGCAGCAGAUCAAGCCCAAGCCGCGCAGCGUCUCGCCGCGGAAAAAGCAGCCGCUGUCGCUGCUGCCGAAUGCGAGGGGGCUGCUGGCGGAGGUGGCCAAGGUGAUGGAUGGGGUUGCCGCUGUGACUACGCUGGAUGAUUCCGACUAGCCGUGGAGGUUCAAUACGAUAAUGUAGUCUUGAUGGUGUUUCUUUGGUGCUCAGUUUCUUAGCGGUGAUGCAUUGGUGUAUUUAUUUCGGGGUUUGGUUCUGUACUUAAUUGUGGGUGCUGCUGACC
Messenger RNA from Aspergillus brunneoviolaceus CBS 621.78, 2910 nucleotides. Its product is annotated as SprT family zinc-dependent metalloprotease. Bases 447 to 2783 code for a protein of 778 amino acids. The transcript is spliced from 2 exons. Lineage: Eukaryota; Fungi; Ascomycota; Eurotiomycetes; Eurotiales; Aspergillaceae. The record is from RefSeq and is a predicted model, not a curated record. Gene Ontology annotation, cellular component: nucleus.